UUUUCACUCCUUUACUAAUCAAGUAGUCUUAGGUAAUUCGGUCAUUUCAGUUAUGACAAAACGUUUUAGUUAUCUGAUUGAUAGUAAAAAAAACAGUGCAAAUAUGCCGAUUGUAAAACGGAAAAUUAACUUGAACAUUUUGCAAAUAGCUGCUGAAAAGGAUUUACGUCGGCGAUCUUGUUGCCCUUUUAUUAAAGAGAACCAUAGCGUUGAUAAUUCCCGUAAUAUAUCUCAUCUCUCAGUAGAAGAUAUUAAUGAGCUGACACACCCUUCGCAAGAAGCUGUGCUCUUUCACAAGAUGGAUUAUGAACACUUGGAUGGAAAUGUUGGCAAACACAUAAAUCUGCGUUCAACAAUUAGUCAAAAAAAGCAAGGAACGGAAACUUUAAGAUCGAAAUUAAUGUAUCGAGAGCAAAUACGAAGCAAAAAUUCUAAAAUGUUACUAAUCGAAUCGCUUUUGCAUAUUAAAACACCAAACAACCGACCAACAACAGAGAAGAAUGUGAAGCAGUUGGUAUCCUUAAUGUUGAAUAGCCAAUCGAAAUUUUCAAAGGAACGAAAGAAACUAUUUGGAGCUAUUCAACAUUUGCAGACGUAUAUGAACAAAAAUGAACAACUUGACCAGCAGAUGAAUGAUGCUACUUUGGAACAAUACGUUGAGGUCAGGUCGGAAGUGAACCGAAAUGGCGAAAAAUGUGAGGAAACCAAAAAAGUUAUGGCCGCUUCAAGGAAACAGUUUGAAAAUGAUGUGGCUAGUGCGACACAGCUUCGUGAAAAAUUAUGUGACUACCAGAACAGACUACAGAUUUCUGAGCUAGAUGUUCAUAAUUUGAAAGAAGACAAUUUAACAAAGAAGCAAUAUUUGGGAAGACUGCUCCAUCUAAAAAAUGAGCAUCGGUGGAAGAAAGAUAAUCUGCAUCGUAUAUUGCCCUUCUAAUAGAUUCCCCGCAGAUGUUCUAG
Messenger RNA from Anopheles aquasalis, 960 nucleotides. RefSeq lists its product as uncharacterized. The record is from RefSeq and is a predicted model, not a curated record. Lineage: Eukaryota; Metazoa; Arthropoda; Insecta; Diptera; Culicidae.